Molecule: messenger RNA, 1728 nt
Organism: Kuraishia capsulata CBS 1993
Lineage: Eukaryota; Fungi; Ascomycota; Pichiomycetes; Pichiales; Pichiaceae
Exons: 2
Coding region: 1-1728 (575 amino acids)
Biological process (GO): nuclear-transcribed mRNA poly(A) tail shortening; regulation of DNA-templated transcription
Cellular component (GO): nucleus; P-body; CCR4-NOT core complex
Source: RefSeq, a predicted model, not a curated record
AUGUCCCAAAGAAAGCUUCAGCAGGAAAUAGACCGGGUCUUCAAGAAGGUCAAGGAAGGCCUUGAAGCUUUCGACUACGUGUACGACAAGCUACAGGCAUGCGAGAACCAAUCGCAGAAAGAAAAGCUGGAGAGUGAUCUCAAGAAGGAAAUUAAGAAACUGCAACGAUCCCGAGACCAGAUCAAAAACUGGAUGGGUGGUAAUGAAGUAAAGGACAAGAAGGCGCUUGUUGAGCACAGGAAGCUCAUUGAACAUGAGAUGGAGAGGUUCAAGGAGGUGGAAAAGAUCAUGAAGACGAAGGCGUUCAGCAAAGAAGGACUGAACAACAACAAAAUAGAUCCAAGAGAGAAGGAGAAACUUGAAUGCGCUGCGUUUGUUCAGACGAUGAUUGAAGAACUGGAAAGGCAAACCGAAGCUUUGGAGGCUCAAGUAGACCAGAUCCAAGCCACGAUGAAGAAGGGGAAACGUGCUGAUAAUUCGAAACAGGAACAGAUCAAGGAGUUUCAGGAUGUUCUCGAGCGUCACAAUUGGCACCAGGAAAGACUGGAGACAAUUCUGAGAUUGCUGGAGAACGGCAACUUGGAGGCGGACCAGAUUCAGACGAUAGAAGAGGAUAUCAGAUACUACGUGGAAAACAAUCAAGAUGCCGAUUUUGCUGAAGAUGACGAGAUCUAUGACGAACUGGGAUUAGACGAGAUCGACGACAGUUUCAGGAUCGCUGCGAUUGGCCAUGAAGAGGAUGAUCUGGAAGAAGAUUCGGCGUUGAGUACGACAAUGUCUGGCGUUGCUUCUGCCCCAACUGCUUCGGUAUCUACCCCAACCAUGUCGGCAACAAGUUCCAGGAAAGCCUCGGUGGUUGGAAUCGCUCCAAUGGCAUCUGUUGCCAUUCCUCCAAUUUCCUCAGUUCCAGCCCCGGCCGUUGCUACGCAAAGUCCGCUGAUAAAAUCGGCCCAGACAGCAGUAGCUUCUGUUGCUCCUUCUAUUAUAGGCCUGAAACCUGCAGCAACUCCCUUGGGAACCCCAAAGAUGAAAUAUGCCACUGCGGCAACUGUCAACAGCGGAGUGUCGUCUUCUCCCGUGCCUCCGCCCGGUCUCUACAGAACAUCCACAAAUCUGAGCUCGAGCUCCCAGGCCGUGCCACAGCCACAAUCUGUCAAGGAAGUUUCGAGAGCGAACACCAUGUCCCCCAUGUCUCCGGAGAGGGGAAAUGCAAAUCUGAAGCUGGAAGAAUUGACUGCGGAACUCGAAAUCGCAAAGAAACGUGCACUGACACCUGCUCCUCUGGAGUCUAUAUUUCAGUCGCUGGAGUCUUCUCUGCUGAACUGCCCGGAUUCGUAUGACUCUGACAGGCCAAGGAAGUACCAACCUCUUAAUCCACGUCCAACGCCUAUUUUCUACCCACAGGAACCCUCAAUCGAGGUUGUCAACUCGUCAAAGAUUCUGCAGAAGUUUGAGACUGAUACCUUGUUCUACUGUUUCUACUAUCACAGCAGAGGUAAGGCCAACGGAUUGGGCUCUUCUAGCGCAGACGAUUAUCUCCAGAUGAACGCUGCCAGCGAGCUCGUGAGAAGAGGCUGGAAGUACCAUCCGGAGUUGAGAACGUGGUUCCAGGAGGAUGCCACCAGUCAUAACGAGUGGAAGCUCUUUGAUUUCAAGGAUACUUGGGCCCAACGCCAGAACGAAAACGUGCCUUUUGAGCAGUCUUCGUUGCUGACGUCGUUCUGGUGA